Messenger RNA from Boleophthalmus pectinirostris (great blue-spotted mudskipper), 1618 nucleotides. Its product is annotated as putative E3 ubiquitin-protein ligase UBR7. The record is from RefSeq and is a predicted model, not a curated record. Bases 322 to 1515 code for a protein of 397 amino acids. Gene Ontology annotation, cellular component: cytoplasm. Lineage: Eukaryota; Metazoa; Chordata; Actinopteri; Gobiiformes; Gobiidae. The transcript is spliced from 12 exons. Gene Ontology annotation, molecular function: zinc ion binding; ubiquitin protein ligase activity.
UUGUUUUGAAAUUCAGCCCGCGGAAGUAAACAGGAAGUGGAGUUUAGCGUCUGCGCGGCUAAAGCGGAGCUAACUGUUCCCGGGUUUUCUCGGUGUUUUUACGGAUUCAGGGAGAAUCUGACCCGGGUCACGUUGGACCGGACCGGACCGGACCGGAGCGAGCGAACCGGAGCGGACCGGACCGCGCUGACCCGGUAAAACCACAGAGACGCAGGCUGCACGGCGCGAAAACCACCGGACGACGUCACAGCGUUAACUCCGAGUGUUUACGAUCUGAACCAGGACUGAACCAGAACCAGAACCAGGACUAAACUGAACCAGAUGGAGGGGGAGGAGCCUGUGGUUUCCCUCGUGGACGUCCUGGAGGAAGACGAGGAGCUGGAGGAAGAGGCCAGUGCUGUUUUAGGAGCCAGCGACGCCGAGCACUGCUCCUACAGCCAGGUGUACGUGAAGCGUCAGGCGUUGUAUGCGUGUGGGACGUGUUGUCCUCCAGGAGGCGCUGCAGCAGGAGUCUGUUUGGCCUGUUCAUACAAAUGUCACGAAGGACACCAGCUGUACGAGCUCUACACCAAGAGAAACUUUCGCUGUGACUGUGGAAACUCCAAGUUUAAAGACGUCACCUGCAAACUGAACCCUGACAAAGAGGAAGUGAACUCUGACAACAAAUACAGCCACAACUUCUUUGGACUUUACUGCACCUGCAGCCGCCCCUACCCCGACCCCGAGGACCAGGUGGAGGACCAGAUGAUCCAGUGUGUGAUCUGUGAGGACUGGCUCCACGGACGGCACCUUGGAGCUCCGGUCCCAGACUCUGUGGAGCUUCAGGAGAUGAUCUGUGAGUCCUGCAUGAACCACAACCAGUUCCUCUGGACCUACGCCGCCCAGAUCACAGUUUCAGACCCUGAGGUUAAACCUGGUCCGGAUCAGCCCAAAGAAGAUCCCAAACAGGAGCCUGAUGAGGAGCCGAGCUGCAAACGUCCUCGUCACCAGGAGGAGCCAGAGGUGAAGGCGGAGGAGGGGGCGGAGCUAAAGGAGGCGGGGCUGAAGGAGGGGGCGGGGCUAAAAGAGGAGGAGCCUAAAGGGGCGUGUCGUCUGAAGGAGCUGCAGCUGAUUGGUCAGAGCAGGAGCCAAUCAGGAGCGACGUUCUGGCCCUCAGGCUGGAGGUCCCGCCUCUGCACCUGCCAAGACUGUCAGACGUUGUUGUCGGAGGCGGGGUCUCUCUUCCUAUUGGACGAGGGGGACACAGUUCUGGCCUAUGAGACAAAGGGAAAGAGCCUCGAACGGACCAAUGAGAGCGCAGCAGACCCGCUGAUGUCAGCGCUCGACCGACUCAACCGAGUCCAACAACUCGAGCUCAUCCACGAGUACAACGACCUGAAGACAGAGUUGAAGGAUUUUCUGCAGAGAUUCGCUUCAGAAGGAAAGGUGGUGACUCCAGACGACAUCCGACAGUUUUUCGAGCAGCAGCAAAGUCGGAAAAGACGUCGCGCCAACGGUCAGCUGUACAGUGCCUGACCUGUGACCCCUGACCUGUGACCCCACCGUGACCCCACCGUGACCUCUGACCCCAACCUGACCCCAAUGUGAUGACAUUUUUUUAAAUAAAUGAAUAAACCUG